Paramuricea clavata is the source of this 3662-nucleotide messenger RNA. The record is from the annotation of a GenBank genome assembly. Lineage: Eukaryota; Metazoa; Cnidaria; Anthozoa; Malacalcyonacea; Plexauridae.
CAUGUUUUUUUAUAUACUAUUCUCGUACAGGAAGCGAAACAAAAGCAUCCCAAGAAACAUUUCACGAAGCAAAACUAGUUACAGGUAGAAUAAAAAAUCAUAUUCAUUUGACCCUUCAUGCAAAUAUGUGGGAAUUAGAAGACCAUAGUACCACAAUCCAGAACACAAUCCAGUUUCAAAGAGCCUAAAUUUUCAAAAUAUUGUCGUUCUUCCUCAGGAAUAUAAGAGUAAAUUGUUGGUGAUCAUCAACCCCUUUGCUCUACAAAAACUAACUAUAUAAACUGCUAUAUUGGCGAGCAAUAAUUAAAAUCACCAAACUAUCCACCGACGACGACGUGGAGGUGAAUAGUGCAAAGAUAUUCACCGAAACGCAAAGGGUUGAAAAUUUAUCAUUUUUAUUCGUUAGAAAUGGCUUAAAGAAUACCUCUACACGUCAAUGUUAAACACAACUAAAUUUGUGGUUUUCUUCGUGUUUGGGGAAGCCGCAGCUUCGUUUAGGAUUUAGAAUUAAAUAUCAAAAAUGUUAAGUAUAACUAUGUAUACUGUAUAAAAACAAAAGUUAUAUUACUGAAUGAAAGUCCUUAUUUUUAUCUAUUAAUUAAGAUGAAUGGGCAAACUCGGUGAUGGAAAAGGCGUGUAACCCAAGCAGAGCAGAAAGGCUGGCAAAUGAAGACUUUGCUUGUCUUGAAAAGUACAUCAAAGAGUUUUCUGUUUUGUACGUGUAUACUCAUCAAGCAUCGAGCAAGGAUCCUCUGACUAAGAAUCUUCGUAAAUCCAUGACGAAGAAUGUUAAGUCGUCAGCUCACCGAAGCCUAUUAAAUCCGGAAAAUAGAGGUAAAUUUGGAAGAAAUGACGGAAAAUUUGUAGAUGACAAUCUGUUAGUUUUCAACUUUGUAAAAGAUGACCUAUCCAAGAAUGCUUCGACCAGAAUUCCCGCAAGAUUGUUUGAGCCUCUUGCUUCUUACAUCAAAUCAAUUGGUCAAAUUUCGUGUGCGGAAAUUCGAGGAACUUGUUGGCUUGUGGGAGGCAUGUUGGUAAUUACUAACUAUCAUGUUUAUAUGUUGAUCAACACAGAAAGAGAGAAACAGCAAAAUCCAAACUUGCCCAUCACAGUUUCAUUUGAUUACUUACGCUCUGGACAAACAGAACAUGUUGUCACUGUUGAAGUUGAUGAAGAGCAGGACCCUCAGCUGGGAGAUUCUCGUUUGGAUUAUAAAUUUUUACGAUUGAAAGAAUGCGAAGGUAUUCAAGAUCGUGUUCCUCUUGGUUCAAUCGUUCAAAAUCGUCAAUUGCAAGAAGGUCUGGUUAUAAUCGUUGGCCAUCCGAAGGGAAAUGAAAUGCAGGAAGAAACAUGCGUUGUUGUCAGCAGUUACUCGUGGCGUGAGAAGCUUAAACAACGACAUGAUAAAUGUAUAGAAAAAUACAUACAUAACCCAGAUCCUAGUUUACACAUGACCAAUGAUCGGUUAUUACGCUCUGGUGAAAAAUACAAAGAUUGUGUGCCGUACGAAACAAGUCUGUUUACUGGUGCUAGUGGUUCUCCUGUGUUUGAUCUGAAUGGAAACAUUGUCGCUAUGCAUACACAGGGAUACACACUAAACACUGAGAGCGGACAGUGUUCCUUGAUGGAGUUUGGCGUCCAUUUCAAUGCAAUUUGGGAAGACAUGAAAUCUAAGGAACGGUAUCAUGAUGUUGAACAGUUAUUCCCGAACUAUAAUCUGGAAGAUAUGGAUAUAGACGAUUAGUACCCAACAUAAUUAGUAUAAAUAGUAUGGGAAGGUUUCGAGUGAGAAUGAAACGAACAAUGAUAGUUUAUGUUAUAUAGGCUGACACUUCCAGACUGAAAUUGCUCCUUGUAAUCGGCACUCCCUAAGACAAUGAAGACAUAACGUAUAAUAUAUUGCACGUUGUCAAUGUCAAUGAUAGUUAGAUCAGGCUGAAAUUUCGGUUCCGUAAACCAUUGUAAAACUCCAUAUAAUUAGUCCCUAAGACAAUGUCAAUACAGAUCUAUUAUAAUUAUAUAAUUAGUGGAGUAUAUGAGAGUAUAUGAGUAAUAGCAUGGUUUCUGCGUCAACGUUUGAACUAGUGUUAGCUAGCCCCCAAAUUCAUACAUUUGCCGUUCAAAAUUGCGUUUAAAACUGAUCAUUCAUGAUGCAACAUGAGCUCCACCUUUGAAUUUACUAUAUGAGUAAAUUCUUAAACACGUCCGAAUAAAGUUAAUCAUGAAACCACAAGCAUUACACAAGAUUUCCUGUUAUAAAUGUAAUGCCACUUUUCGGUUUUCUUGGAGGAAUAGUUUUUAAAAAAGUUAAAAAAAUUUAAAAAGUUUAAAAGUUAGGGUUAGGGAUUAGUGGUUAGGGGUUAGUGGUAGGUGCCGCGAAUUUAUUAUUAUGAUAAAUUCAAAAUUUGCCGCGAAUUUAUCAUAAUGAUAAAUUCGGACGUGUUUAAGAAUUUACUCAUAUAGUAAAUUCGAAGGUGGAGCUCAUGCUGCAUGAUGACAACUGGUAACUGAAGAUUGUGACAUUGGAAGACUAUGACAUAGGGAAUUAAGCGUUGCUCCAUGUCGACAUGAUGGGAGUUUGGACACGAUUUAGCGGGGUAUUAAUUACGAUUCAAUAAUAAUCAUAGUAGUAAGUUAAUAACAAAGAGAUUUAUUCAUAUAUGCUAGAAAUAUCAUGGCGUAGCUGAUGUACUCGUAAGAAAGACUAUAUAGUACGAAAGAGCAUGUUAAAGAGGCAAUUUUUUGUGCAACGUGCAACCCAUUUUUGGAUACAGAGCCAGAGAUAUUGGACGAAAAAUGUUGGCCGAGUAAAGUGUGGGUCACGCUUCAAAUCUCUUUGCGACUACUUUUUAGAUAACUUGGCUCUAUGUCAGAAAUAGACCCUUCCGGAAAGUACCAGACUUGCCACAAGCCCGCCCCAGAAUUUUCUCCUGGCUUUCUUGGGAAAGUGAAGAUGAGAUGAUAAUGAAGUCUUUGAAAAGGACUUUGCGAAAGCAGAAAAGUACUUAGCCUUCGCUUCAGAGCCUCGUUAUCCGGACUGCGAUAUCGGCUUUAGUGCCCUUUAUUUUGUUACUGUUACAUAUAAAGGUAUUUUACAAGUGCUAUUGUCAACAUGAGCUGCCGUGUUGUAUCGUAAAUACAACGCGGACGUUACAAAUGGCUUCUGAAACGCUUUGAUGAGAACAUUCGUAUUCUUUAACAAUUUAAAAUAAAUGAAUGAUAUUUGGUGAGAAAAUUGAACUUAAAGUUUAUGUAAAUCAGCACGAUUUUGUAUCACGUGUACAAACUCCUUAAGUCACAGUCAUGAUUUCUUUUGUGUUUCCUUCAUGAAUUAUUUAUGAAUUUCACAAUAUCUAAUAUAACUGUAUGAUUUCGUGAAUGUGCCAUCUGUAACAAGAUAAAGGACACCAAACCCAGUAUCUCAAAUGAUGAAAACGAGUCUCUAUAGCCACGGCUGAGUACCUUUCCGAAAGGAUGUACUGCGUUGCAAGUUGCAACAAAAGUUACCUCUUAUUAUAACAUGGCUUUUAAUGACAGUAAUACGUAACUUAAAAUAAAACAUUGCAGAACACAUAUAAUUUGGCAGCAACGUUCGUCGUAAAAAAAUCUGUAGUUAUAUUAUCUAGGUCUAUAAAUAAAAGUGUAAUAGCUUUUUGUUGUU